Molecule: messenger RNA, 3368 nt
Organism: Gigantopelta aegis
Lineage: Eukaryota; Metazoa; Mollusca; Gastropoda; Neomphalida; Peltospiridae
Product: tRNA (cytosine(38)-C(5))-methyltransferase-like
Exons: 9
Coding region: 49-1644 (531 amino acids)
Molecular function (GO): methyltransferase activity
Source: RefSeq, a predicted model, not a curated record
GCGCCCAGUGUCCUUCGUGUUCUUGAGUUGUACAGUGGUGUCGGUGGGAUGCACUGUGCUCUUCAAGAAAGUGGUAUUCAGUACACAGUUGUAGCAGCUGUAGACAUCAACACAACAGCCAAUCACAUUUACCACUGUAAUUUUCCUCAGACGUCACUGAUAAGUUGUGGUAUAGAGAAACUGACGAUUGAGCAGAUGAAGAAGUGGCGUGUGGACAUGAUUUUGAUGAGUCCUCCCUGUCAGCCAUUCACCCGAGUGGGAAAGAAGAGAGACGUUGAUGACAUUCGGGCUAAAUCGUUCUUACAUGUCCUUCAAUUAGUCACAAAGCUGGAUGUGAAGCCAAGGUACAUCCUUGUAGAGAAUGUCAAAGGGUUUGAGCAAUCGCAAGCCAGGCAAAAUCUUAUCAACACACUGCAGUCGUGUGCAUAUGUUUUUCAGGAGUUCUUGUUCACUCCGCUUCAGUUUGGAAUACCUAACAGCAGGUUGAGAUACUAUCUUGUUGCCAAGCUGUCACCUCUGAUGUUCAGCUUUCCACUGUCACAAGAGAUACAAACUGAUCUGCCAGUUCCAUCGUCUUCAGCAGAGUGGUUGGUGCAUCAAGACAAAGGUGCUCAACGUUCUCACUACAGCUCAUCUAAUAGUGCCAGGAGCCAGGUUCAAGAUACAAAUAUUUGUGAAAAACACAAACACUCCGGAUCAAGUUCAAAGUCUCCUGAGAAAACCACUGUUCAGAGUUAUAUGCAGUCAGUCGAUUCUACAAGUAGUUCUGCAAGAGAUAUUUUUGUGGAUGAUGUCACUUUGUGUAAAACUACUGACCAACCAGGUUGCUUUUGUCAAGAUAAAAAUAUUUCCUGUGAUACUUCUUGUUCACAAGUAGCUACUGUCGACAUAGCUAACAAUGCUACCCAGUCUAAAGAGGUUUGUUGUUCUACCAAAAACUAUCAGGUGGAAUGUGAUAAUUUACACCAGUCUGAUAAGGUUUGUUGUACUACCAGAAAUUACUCUGUUAAACCGAGUGAUUCCGACCUCAUGGUUCAGAACCCAUCUGUGAUCUCUCAGAAAUGUAAUGACAUCUCUCUUUGUUCUGAGAAACAUCCCAAUACAAAUUCACACAGUUGUCACUGUUGUGGUGAAUGUUCCAUCUGUUCUGGUGUGCCAGAUGUUAAGACUUAUGAGGAUGUUAAGUCGGAGUAUGAGAACUGUGGAGAAAACCUGCGGUUGUGUGGUGAUGGAGACCACCAGCAGUUUUCUGACUGUCACAAACUGGAGGUGUUUAUGGAACAGCUUCCUCGAGAAGACUUGGACAAAUACGUGUUGGGUGACAAGGAGUUGAAGAUGUUCGUUAUCAUGGACAUAGUUCAUUCAGGGCUCAGGAGGUCAAGUUGUUUUACCAGGAGGUAUGGUCAUUACAUGGAUGGUGCUGGGCCGAUCGUCCAAAUGUCAACUGAUAUUCAGGCGAUAAACACAGCAAGUGAAUUGAAAUCAAGAGCUGUAGAUAGUCAAAACAGACAAUGCUGGGGUGAACACGAAUUGAAGAUUAUUCGAGAUUUGAAGUUAAGAUAUUUCACUCCAAGAGAAAUAGCCAAUCUGCUGUGUUUUUCUCCUCAUUUUGAUUUGAGACGUUUGUAUCAGCACAUGCAAUAAAGUGGCAGUCCUCCUACAAACAGUUGGAAUCAUUUGUAUCGGCACAUGCAAUAAAGUGGCAGUCCUCCUACAAACAAGAGUUGGAAUCAUUUUUUUGGACAAGACCAGCUCCCCUCUGUAAACAAAGCACCCGACAGAGAGUCAUAGCUGCAUGCUUUCAUGACUGAUAAUUUUGUUUGUGGAAAUAAGCCUUGUGUAGAGAUAGGGUAUUGAAUAUCAUUAUGCAGUUAGCAGAUUCGUAAUUACAAUGUUAAUACUUAUAUUAGUAUUACACACUUUAAUAAUUUUAAUUUUAUUUUGAUUCAUUAAUGGUGAGUAGGUUAACAUCAAGCCCGUAUUUGGGGGUGGGUGGUGGUUGGGGUGGAUGGUCGUCUGAACCCCGUUAAAGCUGAGGUCCACUUCGUUUUCUUCUUUUGUUUUUAAGAUUGCAGUAAUACUUGAUUGUGGUUUUUGCAACUCUUCCGUUAGCCCGAGUACUCUAACGGUAAGAGAGCUAGACGAACAUUUGGAAAGUUAGAACGCUCAUUAAUUAGUAAUGAGUACUCGGCCUACUCCCCCAAAAAAAUUAUAAAACAUUCUUGUCUUCGUUAUGUACAUGAUUCAGAAUUUCUAACUACUCUGGCAAAACCAAAACAAAGGAACCAACAUGUAGCAAACAUGUUUAAUUGUAGUUUCUGCUGUAUUGAUGACCACGAAGUAUUCGAUAAUUACAUGACAAGGACUUCAUUUCACUUUCCAUUGAUUUAUCAACCAAAGGUUAACAACAAAAAGUAAUCCUGUUCAUGCUUUGAUCUUUAUGCAGAGAUUCAUAUCGACACUGGCUUCCAUAUACUAGUAUAUCAAGCAAUAUGCUUCUGUUAUUUUGGCAUAGAACUUGCUUUAUUAUGCCGUCCCUCUCCCCCCCCCCCCCCUCGCCCAUAUUUAAAAACGUUUUACGGCCAAUAUGUAGAUGCCAUUUUGAUGAUAUGACGCAUCAUGACAAAAAUGAAAUGGGAUGCAAUUUCUUAUGCAAUACCUUUUGCUGAAAACGUCUGAGGACUACACCAGUACUUUUAACAGGGAAUGCAUGUGUUGGCAGUGAUUCGUGAUGAUAGAAUUUUUAAGAAGGUAAUGUGUUUUGUUGUUCAUAAAUAUAUUUAUUAUUAAAGGAACUCCUCGUAGUUCUUUGGUGCACGUACUUUUCUCUUACUAAGGUUAUAAUAAGCAAUUGCUGAAAAUAUUUAACAUACCUCCCGUCAAUAACUGUUGUGUGCUAGAAUUUCAUUAUCUUAAAACGACCAAAAACCCCCAAUAAAACAACAAAAAACCACCUUAAUAACAAAACAAAAAUGUACAAAAUAGUCGAAAAUCAUUGUUUUAAAAUAUCCAUUUUUAAGUUCCAGAUGCAAGAAAAACGCGUUUUAUAGGCUUUCAGAGAUUUCAAUUUUUCCGGGGGAGCAUGCGCCUGAACCCCCGUACAAAGCUCGGGUGCUCCGCGCCCACAGGCUACUUCUCAUCUAUAAGGUACCAGCAAAUACCUAGUCGAACCCUCCCACUCGAAAUGCUGGCUACAGGCCUGAACAUGCACAUUAUCGCCAAUUGUCAAUGAACAAAACACAUUCUUUUUGAAAACGAAGUUCCUUUACAUGCUAGGGUAUAGCAUUUGAUGGCAUCUGAAUUUUUAAAAAAACAUAAUCAAUCCAUCACCCUCCCCUCCGCAAACCCCCGCCCCCCAAAAAACCCCA